UCUGCAAUCAAAGGGGCUUGGUUCAUUAGUGUCGGGACCGGAGCAGGAAGGACACGCGAGGAGUGUCACAGCUUCACGGAGAACUGGGCAGAGCGCACCAGUUUCAGCUCCGCGUCGGAUACGGCGAUUGCCACAGUGCGAUACUUCAUUAAACCGGAGACGUAUCGUCCUCGCUGGUGGAAAGCCUGAAAACGCACGACACUUUCAUCUCGAGAUUUGGAUGCACCGAUGAGAGAUCCAGUUUUCACGGGGACUGCUAUGGCUUAUCACCCCUUCCACGCGCACCGGCCGGCGGACUUCCCCAUGUCAGCGUUCCUGGCGGCCGCACAGCCCUCGUUCUUCCCGGCGCUGACGCUGCCGCCCGGAGCUCUCAACAAGACGAUCGCGGACCACGCGCUGGCCGGAGCCGCCGAAGCGGGGCUCCAUCCGGCUUUGACUCGCCACCACCAGGCGGCCCACCUCCGCGCUCUGAAGAGCCUGGAGCCGGAGGAGGACGUCGAGGAUGACCCCAAAGUAACGCUGGAUGCCAAAGAUCUGUGGGACCAAUUUCACAAAAUCGGGACCGAGAUGGUUAUAACUAAAUCUGGAAGGAGAAUGUUUCCUCCUUUUAAAGUUCGAAUGAAUGGUCUUGACAAAAAAGCCAAGUAUAUUUUGCUGUUGGAUAUUGUCGCUGCCGACGACUGCCGCUAUAAAUUCCAUAACUCCCGAUGGAUGGUAGCGGGGAAGGCCGACCCGGAGAUGCCCAAACGGAUGUAUAUUCACCCGGACAGCCCUGCCACGGGAGAGCAGUGGAUGGCGAAGCCUGUUGCUUUUCAUAAACUCAAACUGACCAACAAUAUAUCGGACAAGCAUGGAUUUACUAUCCUGAAUUCGAUGCACAAAUACCAGCCCAGGUUUCACAUCGUAAGAGCCAACGACAUUCUGAAGCUACCAUACAGCACUUUCAGAACCUACGUAUUUCCGGAGACAGAUUUCAUUGGCGUCACUGCCUAUCAAAAUGACAAGAUCACACAGCUGAAAAUUGAUCACAACCCGUUUGCCAAAGGAUUCAGAGACACCGGGAAUGGGCGACGGGAGAAGAGGAAACAGUUGACCCUUCCGUCGCUGCGUAUGUAUGAGGAUCCGUGCAAAGUGGACCGAGACGGCGGCGAAUCGGACGCUUCCUCCAGUGAACCCACGCCAGGAAGGGACGCAUCCCCGCUGGGAUCAGCUUCUAGCCCGUUGCGGUUCAGUCGGCUCAGCCGAGACGAAAAAAACUGCCCUGACAGCGAUCAGGAAUUGGAGCCGCACGAGGAGCGCUGCGCGCGAGCAAGCAACCCUGGCCCCCGGCCUCCAUCUUCUUACAGUCCCAGAUGUGACGGGGUGAAGGACAAGCCUAGGCUGGAGAAGGACGACGACUACCGGGACUCGCGGAAACAGAGCGAUUCAAUACUCAGCACCAGGAACCCAGAAAAGGAUAAGUCGGAAAACAGACAGAGGAAAGAGACGGAACCUUCCAAAAUAGACACGGACAGCGGAAACCUCGGCGGGGUGAAGGACAGCUUCUCCCCGCUCAUGGUGCAGACGGACAGCCCUUCGCAGUUCACCGCGGGACAUUUACAGAGCUUGGCCCUCUCUGGUCUGCACGGCCAGCAGUUCUUUAACCCGUUAAACGCGGGGCAUCCCCUGUUCAUCCACCCGGGACAGUUCGCAAUGGCCCCUGGGGCGUUCUCCGCCAUGGGCAUGGGACACUUCCUGGCUUCGGUAUCCGGAGCGAGUGGCCUGGAGAACGGCAGCCUGGCGGCGCAGGGAGUCGGCGGCACGCCAAGCCCCUUUCCCUUCCACCUGUCUCAGCACGUGCUGGCCUCUCAGGGUAUUCCUAUGUCGACAUUCGGUGGACUUUUCCCGUACCCCUACACCUACAUGGCAGCCGCAGCCGCUGCGGCCUCAGCUAUUCCCUCCAGUAGCGCGGCUUCCUCGAUCUCCAGGAAUCCCUUCCUGGGUAGCGCUGCGUCCCGGCUGCGCUUCAGCCCGUACCAGCUCCCCGUGUCCAUCCAUCAAAACGCUAACCUGCUGGCCACAGGACUGCCUGGCAGCCUCAACGCGGGAUCCGAGUCGUCGAAGUCGUGCAGCCGGGAGACGAGCCCCGCGCCCGAUCACCAUAACCACAAAGCGGGGGACAGUCAAGCGACUCGCUCUCCUAGAAGGACUUUAAAGGAAUCUAUCAACGAACUCCACAACAUACAGAGGCUAGUCAGUGGACUUCAGCGGGAGAGGAUGACCUCCCCGUCCAGUGACUCUCCGAAAUGAGAAAGGGAAAUUAUCAAUCCAUGGCUGGACUUUAAGUAUUCAUCAGUUCUUAGGAGCUGACGGUUGUGCUGCACGCGACAUAGCGUACCAUGGGCGAACGAAAUGGCUGACGGGAUGCUCGGGUAAUUAAGUGGUACACUUUGUAAAAUCCGUACAGUAAAAAUUCCCCAUUAGCCUAUUGAAAAUUACGCACCGGGUCUUCAGUAAUAUCCAUUUUAGACAGGAAGGACAUACAAGGAUUUCAAGGAGGCCUACAAACAAAAUGUUGAGUUUCUGAAAAGCCAAGCCUUCCACGGCUGAGAAGAUCAAAGGCCCAUUAAGGAAUAUGUUUUUUUUCUUCAAAAUAUCUCGCAACAGCACAAACACGACGGUGCAUCACGGAGGACACCUGGGAAAUCAAACGGGAUCCGAGCUUCUAAUAAUAUUUUAAAAGGGAUUUGAGGGAGACCAACGUUCAGUCGUAAAUAAAAAUAACGCCACACUACGGUAAUUUCUUGAAUAGAUGUUGACAAUCGCUUGAAAUAUCUGACGGACAAUACUAUUAGAACUAUUUAUGUAAUUGAAAGAACAUCAAUUUUGUAAAUAAGCUACACGUAUCCCAGGAUAUGCAAAUUAGUAUUAAUUUAUUUAAAGCUGUACAUUGGCGUGUAUAUAAUAAUAAGAGUUAAACUCAUUUUGUUUUGUUAAACUUCAUUUUGUAAAACUUCAUUUUACAUGAACAUAUAUAAUUAAUUAAACCUAUUUAGCGCUUGAUGGGUUGAAACAGAAAAUAAAAUGUUUCUGUAUCUGUGAUGCAUUUGCUGUAUAUCCCGCACGAGACGCGUGAAGGAAAAAAUGCGCGCCACUGUUGCAUUCUCGCGAUUGCAGACAUUAUUAGCUACUACGAAGACGGCUGCUGUGUCUGGCGGAGCGCGUGAUGGCACGAACACCUCAGGUUUUUAUUCAACUCCAGCACAGGAGAGCGGCGUUUUACACCCCUCUUGAAAGUAUACGCUUUUUAAAAAGCGCAACCGUUCAUUGCUGGUUAUUCGGGUAAAUUCAAAUGUUCUAUUCCAUCACACUUCAAAUAAAAAAUAUACGUAAA
Anguilla rostrata (American eel) is the source of this 3373-nucleotide messenger RNA. RefSeq names its product T-box transcription factor TBX2b-like. Gene Ontology annotation, molecular function: DNA-binding transcription factor activity, RNA polymerase II-specific; RNA polymerase II cis-regulatory region sequence-specific DNA binding. Gene Ontology annotation, biological process: cell fate specification; regulation of transcription by RNA polymerase II; positive regulation of DNA-templated transcription. NCBI's taxonomy places the organism in Eukaryota, Metazoa, Chordata, Actinopteri, Anguilliformes, Anguillidae. Bases 229 to 2289 code for a protein of 686 amino acids. The transcript is spliced from 8 exons. The record is from RefSeq and is a predicted model, not a curated record. Gene Ontology annotation, cellular component: nucleus.